CAGUGGGUUUGGGGCAGGCUGGCUGGAUGUGGACAUUGAGCCAAGGGGAGCUGCCUCUUUGGCUGGGAGCAGCUCAGGUACAGGCAGUGACAGUCCCAGAAGAUGGUAGGUGUCUUCUGUAGUGGGACUGCCCUCACUUAAUAGAUGCAUUUCAACCUGCCCUUGGCCAAGCUAUAUCUGGGUUGUGUCCAGAAGAAGGAAAAAAAAAAUCUCAUGGUCUUAGCACAUGGUCUGGUAAACUGUACUCUUGGCUCUCAGUGGUGGGUGUUGAACUUGGUAGGUUGUUGAGCCUUUGUGUGCUUUGGUAUCUCCAUCUAMGGAGCAGAGAUAACAGUUGGUUUCAUGCAGGGAUUAAUUAUCGCAUCUUGUAGUCACGUAUUUGUUUAUUUGUUUUUACUAUAGAUUACAGCUGGAGGAAUUCUAAACAGUCCACUUCUCCUUGUCAUGGUGUUUGAGCGCAUUGUGCUCCUGUCUGAACAGAGGAAAUCACUGAGAGACCAAGGCUAGAUGAUGUUUUGAGACUGMGCAUACCUUUUCUGGAUGAUCUGAGGGAUGCACAUGGUGUUAUAGUAGGGUGUAAGAGAUGGGAGCCCUGCAGAAGUGUUGUCCAUGCUGCAUUCAGCUGUGGGGGUGUUGGCUUAAACAAUUGAUCCAGCAUUUGAAGCACUAUUGCUUGAUUUAUGUCUUGAUUUUUGGUAUCUUGGCAGACCUUUCUUUGAYAUACCAAAGCAUACCGCGGGUUUUAGUAGAAUUCUGCUCUURCAUCAAGCUUAAACCUCAUUGCUGCUCCCCGCCUUCAGCUGGAAACGGACAGACACCAUUUGUGAUUGAAUAUCCUGAGUCACCGAUUCCCAGCUGGCAUGUGCGCUGCAGUUCCAUCUCUUCCUUUCCGACUGCACUCCCUAGAGGAGAUUGGGAACAACUGCAGUCGUCAGCUCCAGCGUGGUUUGUGCGCUUGCUGGGAUCCACACAAUUGGUGGACAACCCCUGUCUACGUCUAUGGGGGAAUGAGGCAAAUGGGAGUGAGGGAGCCCACAGAAUAAACAGUGCCUUCUGCAGACCUGGAGAUAGUGYAAGCUGGAGGCCAUCAUUGCAAAGACCUUACAAAGCAUCUGGUUUCCAGCAGAAUUCAGGCUAUGGAGAGCUAAAUGGUAACGCAGGAGAACGAGAAGUGUCACUAAAGGGCCUGUGCUCUGAUGAAGCCACCACCCCAGCAUCCAGGGUACCCAAUGGCAGCCAGCAGCUUGUAGAUUCUAAUGCCACCCCAAAGCAGCCUGUGAAGGCCAGUGCUUUGGGGAAAGCUGGAAUCAAAACCAAGAACUUCAUUCAGAAAAAUAGCAUGGACAAAAAGAAUGAGAAGUCCUACGAAAACAAACACAGAGAAAACCAGUCCUCAGACAAGCCGGAGGGAGUGUCUAUUCCAAACGGCGUGGUGACCAAUAAUUCCAGCUACAUCACGAAUGGCUACGUAGGCAAAGGGGCCGACAACGAUGGUAGUGGCUCCGAGAGUGGAUAUACCACGCCCAAAAAACGGAAAGGCAGGCGCAACAGUGCCAAGGGUUGUGAGAGCUUGAAUCUAGUACAGGAUAAAAUAAUGCAGCAGGAGGUCAGCGCACCAACCUUGAAACAGGAACUUGAGAGUUUCAAGCCUGAUUAUAGUGAGCAAAAGGGGAACCGAAUUGAAAAUACUAAGCCUGUUUGGAAAUACGAGGCUGGGGCUGGUGGAGCAGGCCGGGGAAAGCCUGGGCUCGGGGAUGUACCGCGGAAAAACUCUGAUGCCAAACCUGGGAUUAGCAGCAAGAAGUUUGAUGACCGGCCCAAAGGGAAGCAUGCGUCGUCAGCUACAUCUAAAGAGGACUCAUGGACCUUAUUUAAACCGCCCCCAGUUUUUCCAGUGGACAAUAGCAGUGCUAAAAUUGUUCCCAAAAUUAGUUAUGCAAGUAAAGUUAAAGAAAACCUCAACAAAGCAGCUCAAACCCCAUCCACGUCGUCCUCGUCAUCUUCGUCAUCUGCUGGGGAAACUCAGGCCCAAACAUCAAGUCGAYUGUCCCAAGUCCCCAUGUCUGCUAUGAAAUCUGUCACUUCUGCCAGCUUCUCGAACGGGCCGAUCCUGGCGGGGACCGAUGGGAGUGUGUAUUCCCCAGGGACCCAGCCACUGCUCUCAUCUGCUGCUAGUACUGUACCAUCGACCUCCUCCGAGUCAGCGCCCCAGGACAUGAGUACAACUUCGACAGCCCUCGAACAAAAGAAAUCUGGCCUUUUUAUCUACCCUUCAAAUAUGCAAACUGUGCUCCUGGGUACAGGGCAAGUCGAUUUCCCUUCGCAGACGAAUCAGCAGAACCUGGGGGAUAUCUUCCAGAAUCAGUGGGGCUUGUCUUUUAUAAACGAGCCCAGUGCUGGACCUGAAACCGUWGUGGGGAAAUCUGCAGAUAAUCAGUUAAUGGAAGUGACAUUUCAAGGGGAAUAUCCUGCCACUUUGGUUUCACAGUGUGCUGAAAUCAUUCCCUCAGGAACUGAACAACCUGUGUUUCCUAAGGCUUAUGAGCUGGAUAAACGGACUAGCCCUCAAAUUCUUAGUGCUAUUCUUAAGCCUGGGACUGCUGUUGAGGGUGGUGUCUUAGCUUUGGAGUCGCAUCACACAGGUGACCUACAAAAGGCAGACACCGGUAGCCAAGGUGCUUUAGUGUUUCUUUCAAAAGACUAUGAAGUAGAGAAUCCUCUGGCCUCUCCCACGAACAAUUUGCUAGCCUCCGCCAAAGAACAGAGGUACCAGAGAGGCCUAGAAAGGAAAGAUAGCUGGGGUUCUUUUGACCUGAGGGCUGCUAUUCUAUAUCACACUAAAGAAAUGGAAGCGGUUUGGAAUUUGCAGAAGCAAGAUCCCAAAAGGAUAAUCACUUAUGAUGAAGCCAUGGAUCGCCCGGAUCAAUGAAGGUAGCAAGACAAGACUGCCUGUUAUAACCUUUCUGCAGCAUUUGUGCUGUUCCUGGGGGACAAAAAGGCUUUUAUGCUCCUUCUAAAUCUUCAGUGCAGCAGAGGAACCAUAACUAGAAUCACAGGAUAAUAUAUACAAAUAUAUAUAUAGUUAUUUAAAAAUGGCAACUGAAAGUAAUUAGACUUCUUAAGGAAUCUGAAAAUUUAUUUCAACGAGACUACACACGUGAUUAUUUAAUCUCCGGUACUGAAUAGAUUUUUUUUUUUCAUUUUUGUUUUGUUUUGUUUUUGUUUAAAGAGUGAAUGCAAGUGAUUAAGGAAUACAGACUCAAUUACAAGCCCAGUUUCAAAGUUCCUGCUGUCGUCUACAAGGGCAACAGCAACCCACUGGAGAGGCAUUUCCACUUGACAAGGUUUCUGUUUCUUGUUCUGUGACUGUAGUGACACACUAAUCACAGGGAAAUCAGGAUGAAUCACCAUCCUUCAUCUCCCCUUUCCCUUCCACCUCCCCUGUUUGGUUUCUUUUUUUUUUUUUUUUUUCUGGUUUUUUUUCCAUUGAAUGCUGGAGAAACGCCUUGAAGUUUUGCAGAGUUUCUUUUUUUUUUCCAGAGAAUUUAUAAUCCGCAUGUUUUGCCAGGAGUAAAGCAGCAAUCCUAUGCUGGUGAUAAUGUCUUAAAAAGGAUCAUUCUGCUGAGGGAAAGAUGGUAAUACUGCAGUUCUAGGAUGCAUGGUGAAGUCACACAGUUGACCUGGCUCCUGUUACACGUUGGACUAUUGCAACUGAAGAGUUCUUUCAUUUUAAAAGACAACAUGGAAAAAUAAGCAAUCUGUUUAGGCAUUUAAUAUGGAAAAACAAAACAACAAAAAACUCACUGUUCCCACAGUUUAAUGCCAUUGUAUUACUGGGAGCAAGGAAAAAAAAAAAAGACAAAAAAAAGUAUCUUCUGCUUUCAACUGUAGGUGCUUCAUAUUUGCUCUGUCUGUCUCCUAACACUAAAUGUGCUGGAUUUUUUUCCCAUUUUCAUUGGAAAACUGAAGAGGAAUUGAGUUCUGCUAACUUUCACCCUUCUUGGAAUUAUUUUUUCUCUUAAAAAAAAUUCAAAACAACAAAAAAAAGGAAAAAAAAGUUAAAAAAAAAGAAAAAAAAAUGGGAAUUUGAAUCCUUUUCAAUUUGUCCAUAGAACGCCAAUGGCUGGGCUUCCUGCCCCUUGGAAAUGCUCUUUUAUAUUUUAAUGCAGUCUGUGUAUUUCCGGGCUCUGCUUCUAAUUAUCUCUUAAUAAAAAUAUAUUUUAUUACAAAAAAAAUGGAGGACUUAGGAAUGAAAAUAAUAAUUUUAAAAAAUAAUAAAAAAAAAUUUAUCCCAGGGAAAGGAAAGCUUCCUAGCAGAGGUAGGGAAGGCUGAGCAGAGUGCAGGCUCCAGCUGUGUAACCCCUCUGUCCCAUUGCAGCUUGUGUAACGUGUCCAAAUCAUCUGGGGGUUKGGAUAGUUUUUCUGGGUUUUUUUAAAAGGUGCAACAUUCACAGGGUCCAGUGCAAGAGUGAGAAAUUAAUAAAGCAGAAAUGGGUUUGAUCAGCUCCAGCUCCCCAUGUGCCCAGCGCUUAUCAGGGGUGUAUGUGGCCUAAUCCUGGCUCUCUGGUAUCCAGGUCAGCAGCAGUUGGUGUCUCCUAAAAAGAGGCUGGACCCUUUGGGGCAUUACAAGGAGCAGAUAAACCCUAAACUUUGGAAUACCCUUUGUGCUUUGAUGUGUCCAUCAAGACAUAGGGCCRGUGUCCGGUCACCAGUGGGGUCCACAGGGCUCCAUCCUCAGCCCAGUUCUCUUCAACAUCUCAUUACCAAACUGGGUGCAGGACUUGAAGAGACACUGAGUUUGCUGACACUAAACUGGGAGGAAUUGUCCACUCCCUCGAGGGCAGAGGGGCCUCAGCAAGUUAGAGAUGGGCAAUCACCAACUGUAUGGAGUUUACAAGGGAGAGUGUCCMAUUCUGCACCUGGGAUGGGGCAGCCCUGCAUAGACUGGGGAAUUGGGCACCACAGUGGAAAAAGACCCCUAUUAGAGAGCAUCCACAGGAGGCCAUGAGGAUGGGGAAGGUCUGAGGGGAAGCCUUGUGAGAUCACUCAGUUGUUCAGCUGGAGGAGACUGCGGGGGGACCUCAUUGUGGUCUUCAGCAUCCUCCCAAGGCAGCAGAGGGGCAGGUUCCAAUCUCUUCACUCAUGCCCAGUGACAGGACUCCAGGGUUUGGAGAACUCCUGAAGCUGAGUCAGAGGAGGAUUAGGUUUGGAAGCAGGAAAAGGUUCUUCACCCAGAGGGUGGUUGAGGAUGGGCACAGGCUCCCCAGGGAAGUGGUCACAGCACCAAACUUGUCUGAGUUGCAGAAGAGUUUGGACAAUGCUUUCAUCACCUGGUGGGAUUCUUGGGGUGUCCUCCACAGGGCCAGCAGUUGGAUCCUGAUGGAUCUCUUCCAACUCAGCAUAUUCUGUAAUUCUAUCACUUUUUUUUUUUUUUUUUGUUAAUUAGGAGUAUGUAGCAUGUGGGGUUUUUUUUAAAUCGUUUUUAUACUUUUAAAAAGAUUGUUCCUGAAUGAGACGCUUGAGUUCAUGGUGGGACAAUGAAACUGAAUUCUGUACCUUGUGUAAGACGCUAGCUUUUCUGCCAUGCUUGAAACAUUUGACUAUGGAUUGCCUACUCCAUUCGAUGUAUCCAAAGCUAUAUAGUAUAAUUCUGAGCGUGAUACUAUAUAGUCCUCAUGUAUUGUAUCAGUCCAGGUUCGGAAAUGUGUGGUUGGCCAGUCGCAAAUAGUUCUGUUUCACCUAUAAACUGUACCACCUCUGCAGGUGUGUGUGACUUURAGAUGUAUAACAUGUUUACAGAUGUGCCCAACAUCUAGUCCUCCGACGUUCCUAUUUUUAAUUCUGUUGAGUCUCCCAACUGCUUGCCAAAAGUCGGAAUCGCCUCCAGCUCUGCUGCCCAAGAGCUGGGGCUUUCCUGAGCUUUAAAGUGUUGAACAAACUGGAUGGUGGGGCUGGGAAAAUGAAGGUGGAAGAAAUGUUUUUUUCCUUUUUAUUAUUAUUAUAAUUAUUAUUAUUAUUAUUAUUUUCAAAAAAUUGAAGGCUAAUAGCAAAGUUUCCAGUUUGUUUUACUGGCUUUAAGGCUCUGCUGUGUAUUUAUUUGCCUUGUGUAGUCACUUGUCGCCUUAAGGGCUGGGUUCGAUUAGAAAAA
Malurus melanocephalus (red-backed fairy wren) is the source of this 6148-nucleotide messenger RNA. It is a transcript of the gene NUFIP2, whose product is annotated as nuclear FMR1 interacting protein 2. Bases 584 to 2929 code for a protein of 781 amino acids. The transcript has 6 exons. Gene Ontology annotation, molecular function: RNA binding. Lineage: Eukaryota; Metazoa; Chordata; Aves; Passeriformes; Maluridae. The record is from RefSeq and is a predicted model, not a curated record. Gene Ontology annotation, cellular component: cytoplasmic stress granule; nucleoplasm.